CUCAACAAUGUUGAAUCAUCCAGAAGGAACACAAGAGCAGCACAAGGAGAUGUAAAUGGUAGGAGGUGAAAAGGAGAUUGGAACGGUGUCUCUAACAAAAGGUCAUGGAUCGUUAUGUUGAUCCUUUGGUCUCUCAUCUCAAGACGAUGCUUAAUUACAGGAAGUUGCGGAAGGGGACAAAAGCAGAAGUUGAGGAGCUUCUCAUGAUCGAGAAAUCUACUAGCAGUUGGCCUGAGAAAUCUCUUGGUAUUACAGUGGAGAGAACUUCAUCGGUUAAGAUCGCUGGCAGAUGUUGUUGGCUCCUUUUCAAGAUGGAUCUCUGUUUUUCCAAAUUAUUUCUUGCAGGAGGGAUUUCUGAACCCAUUUGUUCACAUGCUCGUGCCUGUGCUCUUCGUAAAAUUUGUGAAGAUGCUCCAGCUGUAAUACAGGAAACAUCAUCUUGACGCGGAUAGGAGAGGUUUUAGCUUCAUGCAACCCUUUCAUUAACUGGUAAGACAAGCUUCAAGUUACACUGACACAUAUAUGUAGUAUGUGUUGUAUGUGUUGUGAUAUUUGAUUUUUAUUAUUGUAUUAUUGACUCACAUGUUUAACAAUAAAAAAAAAGUCCUAAGGACUUCUAAUUGAAGUCCACCAUUGAACAGAUUUUUUUUGUUU
Molecule: messenger RNA, 654 nt
Organism: Eruca vesicaria subsp. sativa (arugula)
Lineage: Eukaryota; Viridiplantae; Streptophyta; Magnoliopsida; Brassicales; Brassicaceae
Source: the annotation of a GenBank genome assembly